AUGUCUCCUCUGGCCUCGGUGUCUCCUCUGGCCACGGUGUCUCCUCUGGCCACGGUGGGGGUCGGGGGGUUUGUGCGUGUGCGUGUGCGCGAGCUCGUGGACGUGGUGUCUCGGUCCCGGGACCUGGGCCCUCAGUCGCGGCAGAGCGGAGCAGCGAGCGACACGCGCGGUGUUGGACCAGCCUUUGCCUGUGUGCGUGAGAAGUCCCAUCGCUGCACAUCUCAGACCGUCUCUGAUCCGGCCACGUUCAAACGGACGUGA
This is a messenger RNA of Knipowitschia caucasica, 261 nucleotides long. The record is from the annotation of a GenBank genome assembly. NCBI's taxonomy places the organism in Eukaryota, Metazoa, Chordata, Actinopteri, Gobiiformes, Gobiidae.